AUGGCUCAACAAGCUCUUAUCAACUUGCCAGCUGAACUGAUAACCGAAAUCUUUUAUCAUCUAUUAUCACCAGACCCUAAGCACUUGCGGGACUAUCAGAACUUCCGGGAAACAUGCAAAACUAUAGCUGAGGCAACGUCUUCAGCUUUCAAAGCACGCUUCUUCCGCAUUCGCUACGUAAUGCUAGAGAAGGAAAGCCUAUUGAAUCUUGUGAACAUUUCACGCCACCAUAUUCUGAGUCAAGCGGUUGAAGUUGUCGAGCUCUGCGUUGAUCAUCUCAUCCAACCCAAAGACUACAUGAGCCACGAAGAACUAGAGAUUUGUGGACUCAAAGACGAGUAUGAUUUCUUCCGAGUUCGGAAUGGCGAAGUUGUCUUACUGGGCGACGAUAGUUGGGAGCAAAUAAUCCAAACCUAUAAGGAUGGAUGGCAGGAGCAAACGGAAUUCUUCUCCCAAAGGCAACAUAUGAGUUAUUUAGCGAUAGCUCUCACUAACCUCAAAAACUGCAAAGCUAUUGGGAUAUCGGAUCAUACCCGACCAUGGGGCGCCUUUAAGCUUGGGCGACGUAUUGGCGUACUUCCAAAUAGGUUUAUUUCUGAUUUCUUACCUAAUAGCAUGGUUCAUGCCUUAGUAGUAAUCAGAACACUGUUUUUCGCACUUAUUAAGAGCCGCCUUCCCAUAGAGGAGAUAUAUAUCGAGUUUGGAGAUAUGAUGGAAGGUUGUACGUCUGUUAUUCCACGGAUGCUAUCGCUCCCAAGCAGUCUCGCAAAAGCCGUAAAAUCCGAAAUCACGACCAUCACAAAGCUCAGUCUUGUUAUCAAUCCUAAGGAUAGCGAUAAUCAUUUCAGCCAAGAAAUUAGAAAAUUCUUUGCAGAGAAUGACCCAGUAUAG
Colletotrichum truncatum is the source of this 891-nucleotide messenger RNA. NCBI's taxonomy places the organism in Eukaryota, Fungi, Ascomycota, Sordariomycetes, Glomerellales, Glomerellaceae. The record is from RefSeq and is a predicted model, not a curated record.